This is a messenger RNA of Strongylocentrotus purpuratus (purple sea urchin), 1017 nucleotides long. Its product is annotated as V-type proton ATPase 21 kDa proteolipid subunit-like. Gene Ontology annotation, molecular function: proton-transporting ATPase activity, rotational mechanism. The record is from RefSeq and is a predicted model, not a curated record. The coding region runs from base 161 to 790 and encodes 209 amino acids. Lineage: Eukaryota; Metazoa; Echinodermata; Echinoidea; Camarodonta; Strongylocentrotidae. Gene Ontology annotation, cellular component: proton-transporting V-type ATPase, V0 domain. Gene Ontology annotation, biological process: proton transmembrane transport. The transcript has 7 exons.
GGAAGUCAUGUGCAAGCAAGAGGUCAUGUCAUAUGUUUCUUUUGGAAUGAGUAUUUGUGUCUGUCAAGCCCUGAAAAGGAACAUGAUUUACUGAUAUUUGGGCGUUCUGGAGACUGGACGAAAUUUUGUGUUACUCUAUCGUAUAUAAGAUAUAACAGCCAUGGGUUACAGCUACAGAUUGUACUCAAUUUUAGGGAUACUGAGCGCCGUAGCCACUGGAAUAGUCCUGUGGUAUCUGCUGACAGAUCAACUAUACAGACUAGAUUUCGGAUGGUUCCUGCUAGCCAUACCGCCCUACAUGUGGGCUGACAUUGGUGUGGGUUUAUCAAUCUCACUCUCUGUCGUAGGAGCAGCAUGGGGUAUUUUCACAACAGGAACAAGUAUAGUUGGAGGAGGUGUAAAAGCUCCACGUAUCAGAACAAAAAAUCUUAUCAGCAUUAUUUUCUGUGAAGCUGUGGCCAUCUACGGAAUCAUCAUGGCCAUCGUCCUCUCGGGUCUAGUCAAGGAUUUUGGAACCAAUCCACUUAAAGAAGAGACGGUGGCUGCUAAUUAUCUAGCAGGUUAUGCCAUCUUCGGUGCUGGUUUGACUGUAGGCUUCACCAAUCUAGCCUGUGGUAUCUGUGUGGGCAUUGUGGGUAGCGGAGCGGCCCUAGCUGAUGCCCAGAAUGCUAGUCUCUUUGUGAAGGUCCUCAUCGUUGAGAUCUUUGGAAGCGCUAUUGGUCUGUUUGGUGUCAUCGUUGGUAUUUUACAGGCCAGCAAAUAUUCUUUCAAGACUGACAGUACAGCAUAAAGCUGAGUGUUAGGAUAGAGAUGGUUUAUUGACUCAUCAAAAGGGCAAACAUAGUAUGCAUCAGUUCAACCAUACCAACAAUUUUAUUUCAAUCUGAAAAGGUGCAAGCACUGGAUCAUCCCUAUUUCAUCAACAUUAAAGUGUUGCAACAAAUAUACUGUAGAUUUAUUAUCAGCAUACAUUAAAAGCAGGUACAGUCAUAUCUGUUAACUAAAUUGCCACCAAAA